AUGCAUUUCUUCCCCAAGGCAGAUGUCGCGCUUCUCUCUUCAACUGUCGAUAAACACUCCCUCCCUCCGCGUCCAAAGGCGAUCGGCCCCAUCUUCGAUGCCAACAACUUCAAGGUCCCGAUAGAGCCGUGGACUUCCGACGACCAUUCGUCCUUCUACCCUCCGAAGCCAGAUCCGUGCGACCCGUCAUCGAUACCGCCGGAAGCGCAGUAUGCGUCGUCUUCGAAAUAUGUUCGAUCGCGUUUGGCAAAGAAUGAAAGGCUGAGGCUGUCUAUGCUCUGGUAUUAUGCGAGGGAUUUAGACAACGAGCCUGAACUCCUCGCGGGUCUGCAGGAGAAGGCAUGUCUUGCGCAAGAGUCGUCGGGCUGGGAGUAUGCUGUUGUUGGUGUGCUGGACGUCAAUGUUUACAUUCGUCUGGCCACGGACUGGAGAUUUCGCGAAUCGCCAUACGUCGAACACGGUGGACUCGUCGCAUAUGCCGGUGUCCCGCUCCGGAUGCAGCACGAGUCAGGUGAAUGCGUCGGACUGGGCUCGCUAUGUGUAGCGUCAGCGACAGGUCGAGAUCCGUUAUCCAAGACACAGCAGCUUGCACUAGCUCGAUUAGCCGACUGGAUCGUUCACGAUAUAAUACAAUGUGCACGCGCACGACGCCAACGAGAACGUCACCGAUUUGUCGAGCUCAUCGCAGCAGUCCAACAAGAACCUGACGGCGAAGAUGUCCAAGAACCUAUUCUCCGAGUACUCCGACAAGCCUUCCCCGACGAGUCAAUUAGUUUGCAGUCUACAGGCACCGAUCAAUCGACGGUCCCCUACCCCGCGACGACCUCAGAUUUAAAGCACGGAUUGUGGGAGGAUGACGAAUACAUCGAGGAUUUCAUCGCCAACUCCAAUUUCGACGAGCCACCGAAAGAUCGAGUAGUACGCUUCAUCUCAGCACAAUGCGAAACGAAACUCGGUCCAUCGGUCCUCGUCGUCGCGACAAAGGAUUUCCGCAGAAUAUUUGACGACGUCGACUCCUGGUUUGUGCACACCUGCGCUACCAUGCUCACCCAGCGAUGGCAGAAACGUCUCCUCACAGAAGUAAUGCGAGCCAAAGAGAAGUUCCUUCGCGGUGUAUCGCACCAGCUCCGAACCCCAAUCCACGGUAUCCUCGGCGCCGCAGAGCUAUUGACGGAGGAUCUAAGGGCCUUGACAGUGCCUGGAAGUUCAACGUUGAAGCCUGGCGUGGAGGCUAUAAUGAAGCCGCUUGCUGAGCUGGGAAAGUCGUCUAUCUACCUCGACACAAUCUCUACAGCGGGUAGAGAGCUCAUGUCUACCGUCAACAAUAUGAUCACCCUCAACCGCUGGGCUGAUAUCGCUGCUUCCGAGCGACAAUAUGCUACCCACAGCAUCGAGACUAUGGAAACAUCACUCGUCAAGGCAUUGGCCGACUUUACCUUCAGGGACACACGCACACGAGCCCCCGUCUUCUUCCAUCACAACCUUAAUUCCGAAAGCAAAGGCCUUCGAAUCGACAUCAACCUCUUCCGAGACAGUAUACUUCCUCUGAUCGUAAACGCUUUGCAAAACACGACCGAAGGAGUAGUGACCGUCACACAGUCCUAUACACAAGAUACAAAAACUCUCGUAGUAGAUGUUGAAGAUACAGGCUGCGGUAUUCCUGCUGAGGAUCAAGGUCGAAUUUUCGAUUUGUACGAGAAGGUGGGCGAGCACUCGACUGGCGCUGGGCUUGGCUUGACCCUUGCGACCAAGUUCUCAGCACUGCUUCACGGCUCGGUCGAAUUGGUGUCGUCUCAAGUCGAUCGCGGUUCUCACUUUCGCGCGACAUUCCGUGACAUUCGUCCUUCUAGUACUCCUCCCACCGAAACAACAACCUUGCAGCUCAAACACUUGCCAUUGAGUUACCGGUACCUUCCAUCCGAUUCACCCAACGCGCACUUAUCCUCGAACCUAACGAAAUACCUGGCCCGAAACGGCUUUACAUCAUCGAACGACCCGCAAAAUUGUCUCAAUAUCAUUGACUAUGUACGCGAUCCGACCGAACGAGAGAAAUAUCAUUCAACAAUACCGAAGGGACAGGUUGCUAUCUGUCUGGUCACCAACUCGGAUGAACCAGACGUUCCCGAAUCAUGUACCAAUAUCGUCUUCGUCGACGGACCUUUCUCGUCGUCUGCACUCGACUCUGCACUCCAGAAAGCAGAUGAACUACUAGCACGACUACGCACAUCAACAAGAACAUCCCCACAGCCAUCUCCCGCACCCCUCGAAGAUCCAAAAUCCCUCCUCUCACCUCCCGACCCAACAACCGAGAGCGAUCAAAAGUCCACGUCAGACGAAGGCUACGAUUCCGUCACCGGCUCAUCAGUCGCUGUACGAACAACCGAAGCACUUCUAAACGACUCCGUCGCGAAAGCCGUAUCCCAAAUCGAAGCAGCAACAAUAGACCUCCCUAUCCGCCCGCUCAUCCCUCCCGCAACCUCAAAGCCCAUGACCCUCAUCGUCGACGACAACGCAGUGAACCUCCGCAUCCUAGAAAUGUACUGCAAGAAGCGCGGGCUUCCCUACCUAAGCGCCAUAGACGGGCACCAGGCAGUCGAGCUGUUCAAGAAGCAGCAGACGUCGUCGCCCAUCGACCUCAUCCUCAUGGAUCUCCAGAUGCCGGUGUGCGACGGGAUUAGCGCUACGCGGCAGAUCAGGGCGCUGGAGAAGACGAGCAAGGCAGUGCUGUUUAUUGUGACGGGGCAGGAUAGCCAGACGGACAGGGAGGCGGCGAGCAAGGCGGGUGCGGAUAAUUAUCUCGUCAAGCCGGUGGGGAUACGGAUGCUGGAUAGUAGUCUUAAGAGGUAUUUCCCGGAUCUGGUGACGAGCUAG
Fusarium subglutinans is the source of this 2871-nucleotide messenger RNA. RefSeq names its product histidine kinase. Gene Ontology annotation, molecular function: phosphorelay sensor kinase activity; histidine phosphotransfer kinase activity. Bases 1 to 2871 code for a protein of 956 amino acids. The transcript is spliced from 2 exons. Lineage: Eukaryota; Fungi; Ascomycota; Sordariomycetes; Hypocreales; Nectriaceae. Gene Ontology annotation, biological process: phosphorelay signal transduction system; protein autophosphorylation. The record is from RefSeq and is a predicted model, not a curated record.